AAACUACCUGAAAUCCAGCAAGUUACCCCUCUUCGUAGUACAGACCACAGGUCUGUAUGUGUGUGCUUGUGUUUGUGUUGGGUGGUGUCUUCCAUUAUCUGACUGCUGUGUUCAGUUUCAUAUUGGAGUUCAUCUUCCAUGCAGAAGUGACUGGGCCUCUCUUCCCCGACUUGCCUUUCAGUAUUUUGGUCUUCCUCAUGCUCAUAUGGGACAUUGUUGUUGUACCCUAAGGUACUGAGGCUUAAACUGAAAUGCUGUAUCUGCCUCUUAACAUUGACUUGAGCAUAAAGAGCACAUCUGUAUGCAUAAGCGUGGGUGUGUCCAUCCUGGUUAUGUGCUGGGCUCCCAUCCAAUCAGGAAGGGCGAUUGCGACAGCGUAUGGGGUGACUGCUCUGUAGAAGGUCUGACUCGAUGCCCUGGCACAUUUCCCUUGAGGCACGUGUAAGCCGACUCCUCUCCCAACGGUCACCUACAUAGCAUGGGGCUGUGAACUCUGAACCGCAGCAUAUGCAUGUACAGUACAUGCUGGAUCCAUACAGUUCUGAUGUUAAGCGGACGUUGUGGUGAGUGGUCCUGCAUUGCUGCCCGUCAGUGGACAUCCUGAUGCUUGCCUCUUUCACACAGGUCUGUUGUUCUGAGUGAGGGACCCUGUAAAAGAGGCCUGUGAAGGAAAUCUGCCGUGGUCUGGCCAGCAGUGGACGUUUGUGAGAAGCUUGAUCCUCUCUUUGUGGCUGCCUGACAGUUUUGGCCGCGACACAGAAACUGUGUAUUGCAGCGCGAGGGGCUAGGCACACACUUCUGCCUCUCGCCAUGGGUCUGAUCUCCUACCUGAAGACGCAGUUCAUCCUGCAGCUGCUCAUCAGCUUCGUGUUCGUGGUGAGCGGCCUCAUAAUCAACUUCAUCCAGCUGUGCACGUGCGUCCUGUGGCCCUUCGACAGGCAGCUUUACCGCCGCAUCAACUGCAGGCUGGCCUAUUCCCUCUGGAGCCAACUGGUGAUGCUGCUGGAGUGGUGGUCCUGUACGGACUGCACACUCUACACUGACAAGGCCACCAUGGACAAGCUGGGAAAGGAGCAUGUCAUCAUCAUCCUCAACCACAACUUUGAGAUCGACUUCCUGUGUGGCUGGACUAUGUGUGAACGCUUCGGGGUUCUGGGCAGUUCCAAAGUUCUGGCCAAACACGAGCUUCUGAAGGUCCCUCUGAUUGGCUGGACCUGGUACUUCCUGGAGAUAGUCUUCUGCAAGAGAAGAUGGGAAGAGGACAGAAAUACCGUUUUCAGUGGGCUGGAGAGACUUCGAGAUUACCCAGAGUUCAUGUGGUUCUUGCUCUACUGUGAGGGAACUCGCUUCACAGAGAAGAAGCACCAGAUCAGCAUGCAGGUGGCGGAGAGCAAAGGCCUGCCCAAGCUCAAGUACCACCUCUUGCCUCGAACCAAGGGCUUCACCACCACGCUGCAGUGCCUCAAGGGGACAGCGUCUGCAGUUUAUGAUGUUACACUCAACUUCAAGGACAAGAAGAACCCAACGCUACUGGGCAUCAUAAAUGGGGAGCAGUACAAGGCAGACAUGAGCCUCAGGCGGUUCCCUGUGGAGGAGAUUCCAGAGGAUGAGCAGGAAUGUUCAACCUGGCUUCACAAACUGUACCAGGAAAAGGAUGCACUACAGGAGCAGUAUAUAAAAGAAGGCUUUUUUCCCGGCUCCCAAUUCAAGCCCCCGCGUCGACCCUGGACGCUGCUCAACUUCCUGUUCUGGGCCACUCUUCUGCUCUCGCCCCUCAUCAACUUCGCCUAUGGAGUGGCGGUCAGCGGCUCGCCCCUUCUCAUCAUCGGCUUCGUCCUCUUCAUCAUCAUAGCCUCCAUAGCAGUGCGGCGUCUCAUUGGGGUCACCGAGGUCAAGAAAACAGGCUCCAGCUACGGCAACCAAGAGGCAAAGAAGGAGAACUAGAGGCACACGGUCACCAUGCCGUGAUCAUGUGGUCGCCGUGCUGUGAUCAUGUGGUCGCCGUGCUGUGACCAUGCGGUCUCUGCAUGGUCACUGCCCCUUUUUUAUUCUCUUUAAGGGCAUGGAAGCACGCUUGGGUUGGGGUUGGGGGUUAAUAGUGAUUAUACAUAAUUCAGAGUAGUAAUAAUUAUGAUCUGCAAUGACUUUCUGUAAGCCUGAUCCUGUGUGGUUCCAUCCACACCAGACAUGCCACUGAACUGGCAGACGGACACUGAGGGCGGAGGGGGGUGGGUCUGGCCCCCCCUCCCUGGGGUCACUACCUCCUGGUUCUGUCAUCUGUUCACUGACAGAGGGAAUGACUCCUCCUGUCCCCACCUGUAACUUCACCCCUGGCCAGACAGGACUCAGAUUCAGAGUCACAGCUGCUUUUCCCUCCAUUAUUUUGAACUUUUUUUUUUUUUUGUUCUUUUAAAACUCAUUGUUGUUGUUUUUCGGGGUGGGUUAUGGGGAGAUGCACGUCUUUGGCCUGCUGAGCCCUCUGUGGGGUCUAAUGCCCCAGCCUGCUGCUUAAUAGCCUCCUGCGGAGACCCAGCACUCCAGGUUGCUUCCUCAUCCUCCUGAGAUCCUCCUCUUCCUCUGCUGGGACAUGUUCCAGAGCAGGCAGCAAUGCUGAUCUGUUUUCUGUGUUUCAGAAUGGUGAAUCAUUGGUGGUCAUGGCAGGUCUGCACAUAUCAUUAACAGAGUGAGGUCACCUCACCUCUCUUGAAUAUUAAUAAACUGUUUGCAUAGUUGCGAUAUUCUGCCAUCCUAUAAUAGUCCUGCUUAACAGCAUGCCAUUGGGGGCUUUUAUUUCUGUGGCCUGUUUGUGUAUGCUCAGCUUUCCAGUGAUUUGGUGGUUCUCCUCCAUCCACCCCCCUCUCUACGACAUACCCAUGAAUGCAUAUAUUAUGUUAUCUGCCUGCCAGCUGUCUCCCAUUGCUCAUUUGUUUGACUAACAGCUGUUUUCCCCAAUGAGGCGAGACAGAAACAGGUGGAAGAGGUGCCUCAGUCUGGAAAUUUGACACCCAUCCCAAUGACUGUGUUAAAGGAACUGCCUAAAAGUUGAAGGCAAGAGCGCCCUCUAGAGCCUGAACUCAUGUUGGAGAAAGAGGGUGGGACAGUCCAUGAAUAUGACACCCCUAGCAAAACAGUGUAGCGACUAUUGAUUAUUUAUUUAUUUUUUCUCCCUCCCUAUCCCAUGCCAAGCAUGCUAGCAGCUGUGGCAUCAUGGGUAUUGAUACCAGGUGGGCACUUGUGCUAUAGUGCCAGUAGGCUUUCACACAGACCUGUCAGAGGUGUCGCUCUCUACCUCGUUUGCAGCAAAAACAUCAGGGAAACAGGGGGACUACAGUAACUGGAAAUUCUCUUUUGGCUCCUGUAUUGUGUAUCAACAGCCUUUACACACAGAAACCUGUGUUCUGCAUCACGGUGAACUUUUCCUUCAGAGUCCAUAAUUACUUUUCCACACUUUCCAGUUUCAUUCCUUUUCUCUUUGGUCCCUUCCUGUUUCCUCCUCUGUGCCGGCGAAAGUGAUUAAAAUGAAGAGUAGAUCAUAGUCAGAUGCAAUAUUUAGAGCCAUGUUUUCUCUCUCCACUUCCUCCUCCUCUUCUCCCAUGUGUUCAUGAGAGACUCCAGAGGCUGUACUCUGUUUUUGGAGAAAUUCUUUUCUUCUGUUCUGGAAAACGACACUCCUAGUGAAGGAACCACAAGGCCGUCAGAGUUAGGAGACACCGUUCCAUUGCUGAAUGUAUAAAGAUUCUCGUCAAAAUUAUUUUGUUGUAGCAAUAAUAGUGUCUGCCUUCUCUUGGUUUAGUUAUUCCCCCCUCCCAUGCCCCCACCCCCCCGUCGGAGCACUGGAGCAAGUUUGUCUAUUGCCUCCCUCCCCAAAUAUUGUUUAAACUGUAUCAUUCUCUCUCCUGUAGGAGACAGAUGUUAGUCAACUCUGACCUGCUAAGGGUAUUUCAUUAAGGGCUCAGUCCUUAUGGGGGCUUUUAGUCACUGGAUAGCGGCUGAAAAUUGUACAUAAUCAUACGCCACUAACAGGCAGCUUACAACAAAAAAAAAGCCUCCAUUAAUAACUUUAUUUGCAUUCAUUCAUUGAUUUAUUUUUUUCAUUGUCUCCAGUAAUUCAGUUGAUGUUUGGUGAAUGACUUUUGUAACAUGGCUGGAGCUCCCAUCCACUUUGCUUCUAUUUAUGUUUACUGUAAAAUGGGGUUAUUUAGUGGCUGUGGUACUGCUUUGAAAUCAAGCGUUUAAACAAAUGUUCAGCACAGGAGUCAGUUACACUGCAUAACGGUGAAGAGUCCACUGCAAAACACCCGUCUCUUUUCACCUUUGACCAUUUGUCACCCGUCAUGCCAGUGAACCAGAAUCCCAGUAGAACUGUGAUGUGGAGGGAACCAUGAGACGCAAUGUCUUUGGGUGGGGGACGAUGGAGGGUGAUGUUCUAUAAUUGAUUUCUCUUGAUUUUGAUCGCCAGUGAGCAGGUUUUCUGCGAUUAACACUUUCUAGAGGAAAGAUCUGUGCAAGCCUGGGCUUGGUGUGUAUGCAUGUGCGGUAGCCGCUGUAACUCCCCGCGAGUAGCUGCUGGAGAGAUGACAGCGGUAUGCCAAAGAGGCUCGCAGCUUCCUGCACUCAGAAAGGAUUUUAAAAGUUUCAUUUGAUAAGUUUCUUCCUAAAGCUGCGUUAAGCUGUGGAUCUGUUCUCUAAAAGGCUGGAGAGAUCUUUAGGGGUGGCUUGUCUCUUCAAACUGACCUACCUGCAUGUUCAAAACUGUGGCUAUCUUCAGCCCUCUGUAUUUAAUGUGAUACUAAAUGAACAAACUUUCAUGUUAGCAUUGUACUGGAAUGAGGAGGGCAAGGUUCAGCCUAAAAGUCCCUCCGUUACUCCCCCCUCAGGUAUCUGAACAGCCUUCCGUUGACAUUUCUCCUGAUGAGUAACCUGGAUGAAGCAGAGAGACAUAAGCGUUACCUGUGUUAUACUAGAAGUUUUUACUGAAAACUUAAUUUAACCACAUAGAAUUUUUUGUUAUAUAUAUAUAUAUUCUUUUGAAACUAUAAAUAAACUAUUAUAGAGAACAAACUUUCAUAUUUUAGUAACUGACAUAACUGUAUUUGUUUAUUAAAGUCAGAACAUUAAACAGUAAAUGACCAAAUCGACUGACACUUUACGUCAGGAAAAUGUCAUGCGUUAAUCUUAUGUUGCUGGUCAGUUAUCUUAAGUGCACCUCCUUGGUAAAAGGAUUCUUUAAAAAAUUAAACAAUUUGAGACCUAGAAUAUCUUCAUAUGACUGGCGAGAGGAAUUCAGGAUGGUGGACCAAUUAGGGCCAUCUGGCGGCAGUGUCAGGUCCAGAGUUCCGUGCGGAAACCAGAAGUGACUGACAGGCUUCCUCCGGCAUGGUGGUCACAUGUCACUGAGGUGACUCACUCACUUUCCCUGCGUGACCCCACCCCCACCUUCCCAGCAAUCAGGAGCCCCCCCCCCAGCAAGUUUUUUUUGGGGUGGGAGGGGCCAACAAGAAGUCUCAUCGAAUUAAUGCAAAGCGGCUUGAAGCCAAAACAGAAAACAAUUUUGUCACUUGUCAAAGGGCAGAAGAAGAUACAGCCCUCUAUGAAAAAUCAAUGGGACUUAAGCAUACACUUAAUUAAUGCAGUUAAAACGGUUUGAUUUCAGUUAGACUUUUAAUGAAUCUAUAAACUCGUAUCUUCCUAUGUGAAGAGUAAAAAAUAUGCCUGAUGUACAAAUGUAACCAAUUAUAUUUUGGCUGCCUGGGUGGUAUUCUUUUUUGUUAUUAUUUUUGCAUGAUUUGCGGUAAUGUGUGAUAACAUUCAGGGAUUUGCUUCCUAAGUGGCUGCACAACAGGUUCAUCCGCGCCAUGGGAUACGACUUACAUUGUACGUGCGCGUUUUACCCCAAAUGAAUUAAAUAAAACGACUUCCUAGA
Molecule: messenger RNA, 5923 nt
Organism: Brienomyrus brachyistius
Lineage: Eukaryota; Metazoa; Chordata; Actinopteri; Osteoglossiformes; Mormyridae
Gene: agpat3
Product: 1-acylglycerol-3-phosphate O-acyltransferase 3
Exons: 11
Coding region: 811-1944 (377 amino acids)
Cellular component (GO): endoplasmic reticulum; endomembrane system
Molecular function (GO): 1-acylglycerol-3-phosphate O-acyltransferase activity
Source: RefSeq, a predicted model, not a curated record